AGUGGCUGCUAGAUUUAAGCGGUUUGUUGUCUGCGGGAUGUCCCGGAAUGAAACCGGCCGGAUUGGAAUUUGAUUUAGUCUAUGGAGGUGCGGAACGGGAAAACGCUGCCCUUUCAUAAUCUCUUAAACGGGAGGGGAUUUACUGUCGAGUGUCGACUAAUCCAUUGAAGAGACUGCAUGUCUCGUUUCGCGACAUCGUUUUCUUGUGAUGUUUUGGUCAACAGUUUGUGACAUUGUUGCAGCGCUAACGUUAGAGUCCCCAGCGCGGUCACAGGUAAACUGGCGCCAACGGUUCAAGAAGAAUAACUGACCAUAUUCAUCUUCGAACUAUUCACCAUGUUUCUGCAACUGUACAGAGACCGUCGGUUUUGUCGUUGUACAGUCAGUCUGAAUGCUAUCAGAUAGCCGAGGGGAGAUGAGGGCUGAUGUGGAGUACAGCCCGGUCGGCGAGGGGCUGGGGAUGAGCGAGUUCUGGCUCCAUGUGUGGAUGCGGAGGGUCGCCGUGAUCGCUGCCCAUGUUAAUGUCUUUGGUCUCACUGUGCUGAUUUCACUACUGUCUGGAACAAUCAACGUGGUGGACUUCUGUGGCCAGAACAUCCAGGGCAAUGGGAUGAUUGUCAACUCACACCAGGAGUCCAAGAAGUACUACUUUGUCACCAUGGGAACAGACUGCCACUUCACUAUGCAGGCGGCCUCACCCAAGGACAAGGUACAGUUCCACUUCCGCUUCUUCCUGGUCUACAGCCUGCUUCGUUUAGCACCCCAAAGUCCCACCCCCCUCUUCCCUGAGUCCCCAGGGGACCUCCGAUUGGAGCCUUCGAAUCCAGUGGUGGAGCCAAGGGACCCGUGUCAUGCGGGGUCAUACAUUCAGUUCUAUGAUGGGCGGGACAAGAACUCGCCUCCAAUUGGGCCACCGCUGUGUGGGAAGAGCCCACCCCGUCCGGUGCUGUCCACAGGGAAUCACCUGACCCUGCGUCUGGUAACCCGCGGUACCCAGCCAAGAGUGGACUUUGUGGGGGACUUUACCUCCUUCAGACUGGGUUUUAACCAAUCCGCGUGCAGCGGCGAACCUUAUUUCCCGUGUCGCAAUGGGAAGUGUAUCCCCAUGAGUCUGGUGUGUGACGACAAGGGCAUUGAUAACUGUGGGGACGGGAGCGACCUGGAGGAUCACCUGCCCUCAGGGUGCAAAGGUCACUUAGCAGGUCAGCUGGCUCCAGUCCAAGCCACUUCCCCAGCAGUGACCCCAACCCCUCCUGUCUUAAACCCGACAACUUUUCCCAUGUUCACCUAUAGGAACUGUGGCACUCCGGACGGCGUACCCAAUCACGACUCAGUGACAGACUCUCCACCCUAUCUGUCUCUGCUGGUGCUCUUCAUCACCCUGGGUGUGAUAGCUGGUUUGGUCCUGCUGUGUUGGUGCUGCUGGUCUCCAGGCUGGUUCCUCUGCAGGAUCAUUGUCUGCCGCUUCCUACCCUGCUGUAACUCAGCCUGCGCCUCCUGCAAGCUCUGUGCCCGAAGCUGUUCCCAGAACAAGGAGCACCGACUGGCUAAGGUUUCACCACAAGGACAGGUCACAAUCAACGAUGCCGCCUUGGCCCCCCUCACCACAGCCACGGCUAGCGCAACUACUGUCACUGUGUAGGGAGUCGCUAUAUAGUGUAGGACUGUUAUCGCUAUGUAGGGUAACCACCAUGAUGGCUAACAGUGAGACAGAUGGACUCAUGGACAUGAUGACCCAGAUUUCAUGUUCUAGACUGAUGGACUGAGAUGAGACACAUCUUUUUGCUAGUUUACAAGAAUGUCAUGGAAGAAGGGGUACUGCAGGGUGUACAUUUGCAUUUUCAGUGGAAAUGAGACAUUGUCAUUAUCUUCUCCCCACAUUUGGACAGUUCUUAAAAUGGGGGAGGCUUCACUUUUGAAUGUUUCACUCACUGUAUGAUCCUUUUUUGUUGUUGCUUUAAAAAAUAAAUGACUGGCGCUAA
Oncorhynchus tshawytscha (Chinook salmon) is the source of this 1982-nucleotide messenger RNA. RefSeq names its product low-density lipoprotein receptor class A domain-containing protein 2-like. Gene Ontology annotation, molecular function: protein binding. The record is from RefSeq and is a predicted model, not a curated record. The transcript is spliced from 6 exons. Lineage: Eukaryota; Metazoa; Chordata; Actinopteri; Salmoniformes; Salmonidae. Bases 392 to 1642 code for a protein of 416 amino acids.